Colletotrichum higginsianum IMI 349063 is the source of this 4011-nucleotide messenger RNA. RefSeq lists its product as uncharacterized. NCBI's taxonomy places the organism in Eukaryota, Fungi, Ascomycota, Sordariomycetes, Glomerellales, Glomerellaceae. Bases 1 to 4011 code for a protein of 1336 amino acids. The record is from RefSeq and is a predicted model, not a curated record. The transcript has a single exon.
AUGGCGAGCACAAGUAACCCCGUCAUGAACGGUCUGCAGAACGGCCAACCGGACCUGGACCAGGAUCGUAGACGCUGGUUCAAUGACUUUGAGGCAAUCAAAGCCCGCUUCGAAGCAGAGAAGGAAACCAUCAGAUCAAAGUUUCUUCAACAGCAGCGCGACGCAUGCACUGAUCUGGACGACGAGGCUCGCUACGCCGACAUGCCAGGCCUGCCACAAAAAGCCCAUGAUCUCAUCCAGAAGUACCAGAAUGAACUGCGAUCCCACCGCUGGGCUGCUUGUCAACAUAGAUUCGACGAGGAGGAGAAGGAUCGUGUACAGCGCGAAAGGGAUGCUCUCCGAGAGCAUCACAUCCUCUUUCCUAUCCCCGGCCCUUCUGGACCCAACGGACACAACGGGCCGAACGCGAGACGACCUUCGACGACGAAGACGACGAUUGCGACGCUUCCGAGCCAGACGCCACCGAACGGACGCAUGGCAUUGCCGUCCGAGAUGUUGGCCCGUGCCACUCCCUCGAGCUCGCUAGCCAACACCAUCUCGCAACCGCGUCAGCCAUUGCCCCAGGGAGGUACGGGGAUGCCUUCGCACACCACUCACCCUAACCAACAUGGACUCUCGAGACAGGCAAACGGAGCGUCGGGGGACGCAAGUUCCACCCAGAUGCAGCACCAGCAGCUUCUCAAUCAAACCCGCCAGCCACAGCAGCCCAUGGGUCAAAGCCAGCGCAACCCGCACAAUCAGCUCAAUCAGCACAAUCAGCACAUUCCCCACAACCCAAACUGGCCUCAUCAUGGCCAGCCCGGCCCGCAGCAGGGCUCGCCUCGUAUAUCCCCCAUCUACCAGAAUCGCCCGGUCAACGGCAGCACGGUAGCUAACGGCCCCCCUCGAGUGCUCGCCUCGCAGGUCCAGCUUCCCAUGCUCGGAAGCAAUCACUACGGCCACAUGCGAAUCAAACCCUCUGUCAGGCCCUUGACCGGUGGUGAUCCGGCUGACUCAAUGCACGGUAACCGGGUACCUCUGCCGCCGAUUCACACGCCGGCUAUGGGAAACCGUGACGAGAGAUUGCAGGCGCAUAAUGGAAGGAACAUGACGCAGCUCCCUACGCCCCGAGCCGAUGAUAUGGCGAGGCAGGCCAUGGACAUUCAUCGGUUGGCCAAGCGGAAGUCCGACGCGAGCGAUAUGUCGGCUCGAGAAGCGGAAUUCAAGCGAGCGAGGCUGGACAGUCCCCAUUCCAUCGCACCUCGGACAAUCACCUUCCAAGAGGUCUACCAGGACGGCAAGGCGGAGUUCAAGCAUAACAUUGUUAAAUAUGACGAUGUGUUUUACAUCUUGCGCUGCGACGAGCACGGUGUGCACUUCAAGCAAAACGCGCUCGCCGCCGCGGCCAAGCACCUCCACGGUGCUUCGCAUGGCCACCAGAAGAAGGAACACAAGCUGGCCGUCGAGACGAUCGGAUUCCACGUCGUGGACUGCACCGAGGAGCUUGCCGCGCUGAACAACGCGUGCGUCCGCCAGGCAUUCGAGAACGGAUACAAGCCCCUGAACCAACUACACGGCCCGAAAUCCGGCGGCAAACGACACUCAGGAGGCAUACCGGCCGUGGUGGACGCGUUUGUCGACCGGGCCCCAUCAGUGUCACAAUCGCCAUUUCAGGCCCCGGCCCAAGCCGCUGCUUUGGAAAAUGUCGCCGAGCAGGACGAGACUGAGCAGGAGCGCCAGCAGGAGCCCAAACAGGAUACCAAGCAGGACACCAAGCAGGACACCAAGCAGGAGGACUCGAUGCCAACAAAGUACAUCCUCAAUCCCAAAGCGGGUGAGCUUUACCACGCCCGCUGGCCGAGGAGUAGCAAGCUCUACAUCGUCAUGAUCCUCGGCUGGACGGACCUCAGGAUGUGUGGCUGGGAGGCCAAGUUGAGCGAAACCCAGCUCUACGACAAAAAGAUCAGACCAAGCUGCUACACAUACAACGACGACGGAAUCGCUGGGUGGGCAUCUGGGUUCGGCGACGGCGAACCUCGUGUCCUGGAAAGGGACGUUCCCGUUCUGUGGUUUGAAUCCAAGGGCAAAACUAGGCUCGGCUGGCUAGGAGUCAAGUGGCUUCUGAAGCCCAUGGUCCUUGACGAUCCGAGCCGGCCAACCGAUCCCGACAAUCCAUCCAAUCAAGCGCGAAAGACGUAUGCAGAGAUUCGCGGCUACGAUUCCUUCGAGGCCAUGCUUGCCGCCUCGGGCACCGAGGGGGCUGUGCCUACUACCACCAAGGUCCCGUCUUCUGCCUCGGCGUCAGACUCGGAUUCGACUCCCGACGUGGACAUGUACGACUUUGGCGACAAUCCGCCGGCGGUGGAUGAUUCCGACGACGAGGACUACGUGGAAGGGAGAAGCCGCAAGGGUAGGCCAACAGAAGACGGUGGUGACGAGGACGACGACGAGACGGCGGACGCGGACGAGCCACCGGUCACACCCCAGCCUCUCAGGCGAAGCACUCAGGAGGUGCGUCCCUCGUCACGGCUGGGUGGAGGCGGCUGGCCAUCAAGCAGAAUGGGUGCCGCUGCCGGAACACGGCUAUCCGCACGUAAAGACAAGUCUACGGCGGAUAACAAGGAGGAUGUGACGAUGGAGGACGCUCUUCAGACGACGCCGCUCAGGAAUCGCAGCACUGGCGACGCCACACCCAAGGCGGCGGGCAAGGACGAAGGCUUGCUGCCCAGUGUCGCACUGGGAUCGCCUGCGGAUCCGGUCAAGGGCGACAACAUCAAAGUAGCUGAAUCCGACACGGCCGCUCGAGCCGACAGUAGCGCCUCCGAGAACAGUGUCUUUCCACCGGGGUCGAAGUCAGGGCCGGCCGAAAGGGCGACGCUCUCGGAACGGUCCAGGAGUAAUCCUUAUGAGAGGUGCAACGCGGAGGAGGGCCCAGAGACGGCCGACGCGAAGACUGCGCGAGAUGGGGAGAAGGACGCUCAACCGAAUCAUGCAGCAGCGAUGGCGAAACUCGCUCAGAGCGCCAUGAAGGCUGCGUCCAAGUCGCCCAGCCUGGACAGAGAAGCCGCCCAGAUCAGCCCCGUGUUACAGGUCGCCAACUUGCUCAACAGCGCCCCGGCACCCGAGGUCACCAAGCAGCCAUCAUCGGGCGCCUCCCAGGCCAAGCCGAACGAUGCUCGUCGACCUCUGCCCUCAGGGCCUGGCAUGACAGUGAUAGUGGCAGAACCAGCAACCGUUCCAAGGUCCUCCAUGUCGCAUGACAUGACCACCGGCGGUAGCAUUGGUGUCCGGAAGGAGGAUGCGAACCAGCAGCCGUCGGUGGAUCUCACCGUGCAAAGCAACCAGGAGGCCGAAACGCAACCCGCGAGGUGCGGAAGUGCAGGGAGCGGCGACAGUGCGGCCCGGCGAUCGGACCCUCGAAUGAGCAUCAGCAACGCCGUCGACGACCACAAGGACGAAGGCAUCAAGCGGACGGAGGCUGGCCUCCUUGAGAGAAACGCUACCGAGGACGGCAACAAUGGCGGCUUGUCGGGAAACAACACGUCCAGGAUUUUAGCGCACAUCGGCCUGGCCAACGAUGCCCGAUGGCGAGCUGUACGGACAUCGGAGUCGCCGCAAAUGUCGGCGGCGAUGGUUCAGUCACCAGUCAUCGACCGAGGCGAGGCAGCAUCGCCUGCACUCAGCGGCAAGAAGGAGGCGGAGACGUCGAUAGAUGUUGCUGAGUUCCACGAAGGCGACAUGCACUGGGCGCAAGAGGGCAAGUUCCUGCGGUUCGUGUUGGAGGACGAGUCCAGCGGUAUUGCGAGAAGCGUCAAGGAAGACGGCAUGGAGGUGACGGUGGACGCCAGUCAAGUCAAGGCGGCGCAGAUGGCGGGAUCAGAGGUUCGACUGGUGCUCAAGACGGGCGGUGAGCAACGGCUCGUGUUCAGCGCGAACGCACUGACUGGCAGCCAUCGUGGAGCCAGAAUGCAGACGGCCAAGUUCUACCGAUGGGUGACGGGUAGGAACACGGAUAUUGAGCACAUUGGCUGA